AUGGGGCCCAUAAGAAGGUUCAAAUCAAGGAGGAGGGCUGAGCAGCCUCAUACUCCUGCUUCCACCACCCUCGUUACUCCGUCGCUUCCUCCACCUCCGUUUUCCGAUUGGUGGAAUGAUUUCUCCCAAAGGUUUUACGGGAGUUCAUACGAAAUACCGGAUUCAGAAAGCUUUGAAUCCAUGUUCAAAAUGUCCAUGAAAACAUUUGAAUAUAUCUCUUCACUUGUGAAAGAAGAAAUGCUGGCGAAAGCUUCAGGCUUCAGUGACCUCAGUGGCGACCCGUUGAACCUAUAUGAUCUGGUUGCUGUUGCUCUAAGGCGGUUAGGGUCAGGUGAAUCUUUAUCGUUGGUCGGAGAGUCACUUAACCUGAACCAAACCACUGUUGCCCAGAUAACCAAAUUGUUCACAGAUGCCAUGGAAGUCCGAGCAGUCUGCCAUCUCCGUUGGCCAUCAACUGAAGCCGAGGUGGAGGAGGUAAAGGGCAAAAUGGAAACAAUCAGUGGCCUUCCAAACUGUUGUGGAGCCAUUGAGACCACACACAUCCUGAUGUGUCUCUCCAUUGCCGAUCGUUCAUCCAACGUAUGGCGUGACCGAGAAAACAACCAAUCCAUGACGUUACAAGCGAUCGUCGAUGCCGACCUGAGGUUCCGCGAUAUUGUCGCAGGGUGGCCCGGAAGUCUGACUGACGAAACCAUCCAUAAAAAAUCAACCUUUUUCAGGUUAUGCCAAGAAGGGAAGAAAUUUAACGGGAAGAAAAGAGAACUAUCUGAAGGAACCGAAAUAGAGGAGUUUAUCAUUGGAAACUCCGGCUUCCCAUUGCUGCCAUGGCUGAUAACUCCAUAUCAAGGCGACGAACUCAGCUAUUCUGAAGCAAAAUUCAACCGAAUGGUGACGAAAACACAAAAGGUGGCCCAGAAGGCUUUUGCAAAGCUGAAAGAGAAUUGGAAGAUCAUUCAAAAACUGAUGUGGAGGCCUGACAAAGAUCGAUUACCGAAGAUCAUUCUUACUUGUUGCGCGCUGCAUAAUAUACUUAUCGAUAUGAAAGAUGAAGUUCAAGAAGGGCUUGUUUUUUCUGAUCGGACUGGUUUGAAUUACCGGCCGGCGUUUUGUGCAGCUGGUGAUGAUCAUAAUGGUUCAGUUUUGAGGGAGAAGCUUUCUGUUUAUCUGUCAGGAGUUGAAGAAUGAAACAGUUGUGGUUGACAUGAAUU
Molecule: messenger RNA, 1208 nt
Organism: Cynara cardunculus var. scolymus (artichoke)
Lineage: Eukaryota; Viridiplantae; Streptophyta; Magnoliopsida; Asterales; Asteraceae
Product: protein ALP1-like
Exons: 2
Coding region: 1-1185 (394 amino acids)
Source: RefSeq, a predicted model, not a curated record